This is a messenger RNA of Aedes albopictus (Asian tiger mosquito), 5467 nucleotides long. RefSeq lists its product as uncharacterized. Gene Ontology annotation, biological process: negative regulation of meiotic nuclear division; double-strand break repair via homologous recombination; regulation of mitotic nuclear division. Lineage: Eukaryota; Metazoa; Arthropoda; Insecta; Diptera; Culicidae. The transcript is spliced from 4 exons. The record is from RefSeq and is a predicted model, not a curated record. Gene Ontology annotation, cellular component: cytoplasm; nucleoplasm; nucleus. Gene Ontology annotation, molecular function: protein binding; zinc ion binding; DNA endonuclease activity. The coding region runs from base 3045 to 5327 and encodes 760 amino acids.
GGACCAUGUCUAUGAAUUCCAUAAGGAGAAGCCAACUUAUCAAAAUGAUCCGUGCAAAACAAUUGUACAACUACGCAGACUGGAAUCGAACCAUAAACGUCGAGAUCACUGAGCUCUUGUUUAACCUACACGGUUAUCAACGCUUGAAGGUAUGGUGUUGCUAAAUAUGUAUAUAAAAAUCAAUCUGUCAGUUGACACUGCGUCAUUGGGCAAUCUUUCUCGUUGUCAUGGUCACUAAAUUGGCGAACUCAGUCUUGCUUUGAUGAAAACGGGCGGAGCCAACUGACAUUGAAAGCGUCGCUUUAAGAAAACCAGUAUUGGGCGAUUUUACUGGGGGAAACAUGGGGGAAAAACUGGCGUCAGAAAUCGAACUGAAUUUGUUCCUGACAUUUAUGUCUUAGUAUUAAGUCUAUGGUGCUACACCGCUUCGUGCUACACCUUUCACUGGAAAAACGAACAUUUUCGGUGCAGUUGCGUUGGUGUGCGUAAAUAAAGACCAAAAUAUUGACAGCUUUGCAAACGCUGAUUGGUGGACACGGUGCGCACCUGCUACACUCUCGAAUUUUUGAGUGCUGCACUAUCUUCAGCGGUGCAGAAAAAGUGCUACACCGGUGUAGCACGAAAAUCAUAAACGAACAUUUUCGGUGCAAAAGUGCUGCACCGGUGUAGCACCACCGCAAAAACGAAAACGACAUAAGCCUCACCCGAUUGAUAAAAUGACAAGAUUUUAUUAUUUAUUGUUAUUCCCUUGGUUAUUCCUUACAGGUUAAACAGCGUUGACAUGCCAUUCAGUUUUCAGUUAAUAACUUUUUCUACAUGGCUUAGAUAGCUUUGCGGUCUUAGGAGGUUGGUUCCUCGUAAAAUUUCUAACAGAAAUCAUUCAUCGAUUUAUUUUUAGGGAUUAAGGGGCAACCUGUGGCGAUUUCUCUUUGAAAAAGUGAUUUCCCCAUAGUAAAUCGUAUGAAAAUUUAGAAUGGCUGGCGUUAAAAUAUAGUUUCUCCGAUCGAGCUGAAUUUUUGCAUAGUUGAUGUUGUGCCAAAAUGAAACUCAAAAAGUGUAUAUGAGUAAAAUGUCUUCUUGUGCCCCACGAUAAUGGUUAAUUUCUGGUAGUGAUCUAUCGAUCAACUUCAGCACAAACCGCUAAUAGGAGAACUUAUGUAUUUUCGGCUGUUUCGUUCUCCUCGUCAUAUGUUUUUUUGAAGGCUUUUGAACUCAAAAUUGGCCUCAAGGAGAGUUAAAAAAAUCAUUUUUAAUUAGUACAAUCAACGUCUAGAUCAGCGUCAAUUUUGAAAAUUCCAAACUGAGGGAUCAAAAUAAAAUUCAUUUUGGUGAAUGAAUUUUCUCACUUAUUCAUUCAUUCAUUUCUCUGUCACUGAAAUUUUUCACUGAGAAACAAAAUUAAACCGUAACUCCUGAGUUUACUUCCAAUCAUCACAAAACUUGAGUAUAGUAAUUAAUUGGAAUACUCCUCCUCCUCUUCUUCUUGGCGUAACGUCCUCAAAGCCUGCUUCUCAGCUUAGUGUUCUAUGAGCACUUCCACAGUUAUUAACUGAGAGCUUCCUCUGCCAAUGACCAUUUUGCAUGUGUAUAUCGUGUGGCAGGCACGAAGAUACUCUAUGCCCAAGGAAGUCAAGGAAAUUUCCUUUACGAAAAGAUCCUGGACCGACCGGGAAUCGAACCCGUCACCCUCAGCAUCGUCAUGCUGAAUACCCGUGCGUUUACCGCCUCGGCUAUAGGGGCCCUAUGGAAUACUAACUAUCUUAUUUGUUCAUUAAGUCGAAUUUUGCGUCCGUUAACAGAAAUGGGACAUUUUACGAUGUGCAAGAAAAUACUCAUGACAGUGAAUUGAAUGAAAAAAGAGAGGCAUUCAGUUGACAAUGAAUUUGACAAAACACGAAUGAAAAAAAAAACGAGAAUGUCAAUCUUCAUUUUGGAUCUUAAAAGCUGAACCACGGACAAACAGACGUAUCACUUGGAACAAAUUGCGAUAAAAAUCAUCAUCACGAAAACAUAAUCGCCCAAUGCUAACCAGGCUGUGUUACGCAAAUCACUCAGUAAGUGGCAGUAGUGAGCAAACGUCAAACAGGAGCAAAAACGAUGCGAGCGCCGUGACCGAUUUGCGAACUACAAAACAUUUGAAUUAACCGUUAAAAAGGGUAACGAUGAGAAGUGAGUAGAGUGACACGUCUGUUUGUCUGCGGCUGAACUAUACGACCAAGUUUCAAGCAAUUUGACCAACAAAAACCCCUAAUCACGAAGAGAACAAACCUGCCGAUAAUACCCUUCAUCACCCUAUAUGAAUUUUGGAUUUACAGAUUUUUUGCUCUUGAGGAACUUAUUCGUUGCACGAACAUUUGUACGCGCAAGCGCCCAUACAUCUCCGCCUGUAAGAAAAAUCAUUUUGGUGUUUUCGGCGCAGUAUUCCUUGGCCAAUUCGCGCAGUUAUUGUAGAAGACACCACAACGAUUAAACAUACCAGUGGAGGUCUAUUAGCGAUUUUGCACCUUUUUCGCUCUCUAUUUUCUUGCAACAGGUAAUAUGUAAGUUCGCUCAGAAACAAUGUCUUUUUAAAGAUCGAGGUUUUAAUCAUUUUUUAAUGAAGACCAGCAACACUGCUGACAGUAAACAAAACAGUAACUGUUUCGCUAGUGACAAAACAACAACAUUGCAUUUCGGGAGUGCUCGGAAAAUCGCUCGGACUAAUGACCGCCGUACUAUCAUCACCGUCAUCAUCAUUAUCAUCGAUUCCGCUUCUCCAGCUGACUCCAGCCGAACGCAGAAUGAGAGGGAAAUUUUUCAAACUGUCACUGUGGCUUUGGUGGUGUGCGUGAGAUCGCACGUUGCCGUUCUGUGCUGAUGUGAAGGCUACGUGCAGUUUGUUUGGGCGUCCUCCGGUUCAUUUAUUUUGAUUCAAUUUGUAUACCUAUCUAUUGUCCGCGAUUCCCUUACCGGCAAUGUUCGUUUUUUUUACAAGUCGUUUGUUAGGAAAUAAAAGUGCCAAAAAAGUACCUAGUGUGUGAUUAAGUUCAAAGUGUAGCAUUAUAAUGUCUAGAGCAGAUAGUUACCUCGCGCUGUGUCUGUUGGAUGCCCUUGAUGAUCAAAAUUUGGAGUCGUUGCGAGUUCUGCUGGAGAAGCACAAGGCCAACCCCAAUGCUAUUGUGCUGGAGAAGAAUGUGGCACCGGUACAUUUGGUGCAGGGAGCGGAAAGCGAACGGUUUGCCGAGCAAGCGACUAGCCUGAUGCUACGGUACGGAGCGGAUCCGAACUUGCGGUCCGACGAGGAAGGAAUGACACCGUUACAUGUGGCGGCCAAUUUGGGACGACCGCGGUUGGUCGAGAUGUUGCUCAAGGCGGGAGCCGAUAUGGAUGUGGAGGAUGGAGAGGGCAAAAUAGCAGUGGAAUAUGCGAUUGAGGAGGGACAUUUUGAGGUGGUGAAGGUGAUGCAAAAUUUUGUUUUCGAGAAAAAGUUUGAGACUAAGCGGAAGGAAUUGAUACAGAAGGAACAACAAAAUGGGAAUAGCAGCGGAGGGUUAGUGAAAUGUUUUGGCGGUUACCUGAGACUGGACACUCCAACCAAGAAGAGCGUAUUGAUGGAUGAAUCCAAAUUGACGCCAAACCGAGUACAUUACAAUUUCGACGCAACGUCACCUUAUUAUAUCAACAUUACCCACCGGAGGAAAACUAGUCCUAAAAGGACGAAGGAUGACUACAAUCGGGCUGUGCUGCAUUUGCAAGACACCCUUGAUGGAACAAAGCUAAGUGAUGACGAUGAUAUUGUUGUUGCUCGUAAGAAUUUAUUUGAGCUGACGGAGAAAAACUUGGCAAAUUUCAGUCAAAAUAUGUCGAGUUCAACGCGAAAAAGUCGAACAUCUUUUAUCGAAUGCUGGAGGGAUAAAAUAGCCGUCCUGCGUGAUCGCAACAAGUUAAGCACAAACAUCGAGGAUAUCGAAAAAAUUUUGUCUGGAUUCUCCGAUAGCACUAUUGAAGAUGACAUUGAUAGGCAAACAUAUACCAUACACGAUUGUAAUGAUCAAAUCGAACCCCCAGGUCAGUUGGUCUACAGUGAACUGGCCCUCGAUCAGGAACAAACAAACAUCACAUUCCAAACAGCUGUUGAGCAACCGGCCCACCAAGAAGACAGCCUACGAACAAACGAGUUUGCUCUAGCCCUUUGUCCAUCGCCACCGCCAGAGGAAUCAGUGCAAUCAGAAGUUAAGCCUUUAUUCGAGGCACAGAACCGACUGGUUCAAAUUACGAAAGAAUACGUCCACACGGACGAUGAAGCCGGUCUGGUAUUUUACGAGAAAAAAUUCAUUGCCGCCGAGUCCGUUGCGAAGCAGCAACCAUUAAACGGUCAUCGAAAUGCUUCCUUCUCCAGUCAAUCGACGGCGCUCACGUUGCCACCGCUGGAUUACGAUACGGAUGUGCUUCGUGCAGAAUUGACCAAUUUUGGCGAACCGCCAGGGCCCAUUACGAAGCACACGAAAAAGUUGUAUCUGAAGAAGCUGGUCAAAUACAAGCGGGAUCCGGAGCGGGCCCUGGCUCAGAUUAAGGGGAAAUUAAAUUUCUCCGUUGAGCUUCUGGCGACUAUCCGGAGUGAAGAUGUCUUCAGCAAAAUACCCCAACAGCAAGCACUCGAAACCGAAAUGUCCAGCGAGUUUAUCACAACCAACGACAAAACGUGGCGAGAAGGUCACCUAAAGAAAAGCUUCAUCUACCUGCUGAUCGAUCCGAGGGUAUCGGAAAAUUUACCGGCCCAGCAGACGUUGUUCCAGCAGCAUGACCUGUGGAAACGAUUCCUGCAGUCGAUCUUCUACGUCGGCAAGGGCAAAAGCAGUCGACCCUACUGUCACCUGUACGAUGCAAUGAAGUUGUACCAGCAAAAGUCCAGUUCCUCCAGUGCGUUGAAACCGCCUCCGAACGGAGAGCUGCUGGAACUGCAGGUAGAAGAAGAGCAAAUCAUCUUCCAAAGCGAGGAACGCAUCGAGCGGGUUUGUCGUGCCACCAAGAUCCUGAACCGGAAACAGAUGAACGACAGCGCCAAGUUGAACAGGAUCAUUGACAUCUGGCGCGCACAGCGAGGCGUGAUUUGUUUGCACGUGUUCCACAACAUAAUGCCGGCGGAAGCGUUCACCCGGGAGGCGGCCAUUAUCGAUGCUUUGGGCGUUCAAAAUUUGACCAAUCUGAAGCGGGGUGAUUACUAUGGGAAGGCUCUGUCUUGGCCCAUGAAACGUCGGAAACAGCUGGGGAUAUUGCUGCUGUACAAGGCGCUGUUGAUCUAUCUGGCCGAGGGCGAAACGCAACUGCUGCCGAGUGAUUUGAUUUGAAUAGCUAAAGAUUGCUUCUCAUCUGAAAAAAUCGGAAAGACUGAAACCUUGCCCUCGCUGUGAGAAACCCAGCCGGGUUGUACUGAACAAAUCGUCCAUCAAGUUGGCCAUUUCCACGGGAUCGUUGGACUCGUCCACCG